Chelonia mydas (Green sea turtle) is the source of this 4755-nucleotide messenger RNA. RefSeq names its product mannose phosphate isomerase (gene MPI). Gene Ontology annotation, cellular component: cytosol. NCBI's taxonomy places the organism in Eukaryota, Metazoa, Chordata, Testudines, Cheloniidae. Gene Ontology annotation, biological process: GDP-mannose biosynthetic process; carbohydrate metabolic process. The record is from RefSeq and is a predicted model, not a curated record. The coding region runs from base 196 to 1467 and encodes 423 amino acids. The transcript is spliced from 9 exons. Gene Ontology annotation, molecular function: zinc ion binding; mannose-6-phosphate isomerase activity.
CCCUGGCGGGGGGCUCGCGUGGCCCGACGACACCGGGCUCCUCCCCCCCCCCCGGCGCUGCUGGGCUUCAGGCAGGGAACUACCUCUCCCAGCGUGCCCGAGCCGGGAGGGGCGUGGCCGCCGCUCCAUCCCGGAUCUCCCCUCGCUCGGCUGGCGGGGCGGUGCAGGCUGGGGAAGCGGGCACCAGGCGGAGCCAUGGCGGAGCUGAGAGUGUUUCCCCUGUCCUGCGUUGUGCAGAAAUAUGCCUGGGGGAAGAUUGGCCUGGACAGUGAAGUGGCCAAGCUGCUGGCUAGCAGUGAUCCACUGGCACAGAUUGAUCCAGACAAGCCAUAUGCUGAGCUCUGGAUGGGAACCCACCCCAGAGGCGAUGCUGUUAUUCUGGAUAAUCGAAUUCCCCAGAAGACCUUAGGACAGUGGAUAGGAGAUAAUCCUGGAUGCCUGGGAUCCAAGGUCAAGGAGACUUUCCAGGGCCAGCUGCCUUUCCUAUUCAAAGUGCUGUCGGUUAACACAGCCCUGUCCAUACAGGCCCAUCCCAAUAAGGAGCUGGCGGGGAAGCUUCACGCCCAGUUUCCUGAGCACUACCCAGAUGCCAAUCACAAGCCAGAGAUGGCCAUUGCGCUGACCCCCUUCCAGGGCAUGUGUGGCUUCCGGCCCGUGGAGGAAAUUGUGGCUUUUCUGCAGAAGGUCCCCGAGUUCCGGGCACUGAUCGGCAACGUGGCAGCGGAGCAGCUGGAGCGCAGCGUGUGCAAUGACCCCCGGGGCGUGUCUGCUGCGCUGCGGAUCUGCUUCACCAGGAUGAUGAAGAGCGAAAAGAAGGUCUUUGUGGACCAGCUGAACAUGCUGGUGAAGAGGAUUUCCCAGGAAGUUGCUGCGGGGAAGGACACCUCGGGGAGCAGCGGGAAGCUGCUGCUGCAGCUGCACUCACAGUUCCCGGGAGACAUCGGCUGCUUUGCCAUUUACUUCCUGAACCUGGUGAUGCUGCAGCCAGGAGAGUCCAUGUUCCUGGGAGCCAACGAGCCUCAUGCCUACCUCUAUGGAGACUGCAUCGAGUGCAUGGCAUGUUCCGACAAUACCGUGCGAGCCGGCCUGACGCCCAAAUUCAUUGACGUGCUCACCCUGUGUGAAAUGCUGAACUACAACCCAGCGCCCAGCAGCUCCAAGGUCUUUGCCCCCACGCAGAGCCGCUUGGAUCCCUGUGUCUACCUCUAUGACCCGCCUGUGCCAGACUUCACCGUCAUGAAAAUAGAGAUUCCCUCCGCUAUUAAGCUGUACCUCAUCUCAGCCAUCGACUCUGCCAGUAUCCUGCUGGUGAUCCAAGGCACGGCCGUGGGCACCUCCACCGCCGCCAUUUCUGAAAUGACCCUGCGCCGGGGCUCAGUGCUCUUCAUCUCUGCCAACGAGAGCGUCUCCCUGCACCUGUCCUCCCUGGAUGGAAUGCUGCUCUUCCGAGCCUGCUGCCUCCUCUAGCCUGGGACGCUUGGCACCUACCCUGCUGUGACUCCACUUAGAAUAGAUAGAAACUGGUCUGCGCAAACUAGACUUGCGCAUGAUGGGUUAGCUUGAAACUUGCCCACAAACCACUGUGUCCAAAUCCAAAGCAGCAGGGUCCCAAUCUGUAGAAGCAGCAACUCCAAUUCCCAUCCCCUGACUUGCCUCUCUCCAGCUCCCAGCAUUAAAUGAAGUGCUGGGAGGAAGAGUCCAUUUCCUUCUCCCCUCCCAUUAUAUAACACUAUAGCGGCAGCUGCUCUCAUGUCUGCUCCAAGUGGAUCUGGAGAGCAGUAGGUGAGUUUCCCUAACACAGUGCGUCCUGUAGUGCCAGCAGAGCAUUACCUGCACGGUGACAUCUCCUUCUGGGCUCAAGUGGGCCAUGGAGUUGUAGCUGGAAGGGGGUAGGGAGAGCGUGGUUGGGAUUUGUAUGGUGGUAAGAUGCAUGUAUACUAUUAAGAUAGCUCCGAAAGGGACUCCUACCACAACUGGAAAGCACAGUACCGCAAGGGAAUGCUGGUGAGUUCCUGCUCAAGGGAUGCUGUGCCAACCUGCCCGGGGGGAAGCUAUAGAAUAAGAUGGUUCGGUUGUUGCAGGAAACUCUCCGUGCUUUUUCUCCUAGCUCGUCAAUUUCCAUGCCUAGCGAUGCAGUUUCAAGCCCCGUGAUCCACUGUUAGCAGUGGAGCCCUUACCCUUUUAGCUGGGAGGAGAAUAUUCCCCAGCCAUAAGCAGGUUCCUGUGCUGUGCAGGGGAGAGAUGCUCACAUGAACUCUGUUGAAAGGUUCCAUCUCAAGUGGCCUUGAUCAUCUUGCUGUCUUGUAUUUGAAAUAGGUGCUGGGUAUAAUGGAGAACUCAUGUGGCGCUCACCCCAAUCUGUCCUAAGCAGUUCCUGCAGCAGAUAGGUUGACAAGUGGGAUUGAAUCUGUGGCUUGUCAAAGUCUCCUCUGUGCCUGCCACAUGCUAGCAUUAUUGACUCACUUUCAUGAACAGCAAGUGCAUCCGCAAAACCAUCAGCCAGCAAACCCUCUCUCCCAUGUGCCCACUUUACUGAGGCCCCGAUCCUUGGCCUAAAGCCUUAGUUUGGAGAUGGGUAUUAGACAUCCACAGCUGCUCUUCCAAAGGCUGCAGCACCUGACCCAUCCAGUUGUUUCUGGGGAUGAUAGUUAUUCCAUUGUGUGCACGUGCAAAUUACCCAUUUCUCCUAGGGGUAGAGUGUGAGGAGAGUCGGGGUGGAGUAAGGCUUAUAGAGGACCCAAAGUGACCAAAUGUGCUUUUGGCAAUUAAAGGGGAAGGGUGUGGGGGGGGGCCCACAACGCUAAGCUGUGCUGGAUCAGCCAGACUCUUCAUGCAGGCCUUCCUCUACCACUAACAGAAUUGCCUUGGGCUUAAACUUCCUCUUCAUAACAACAAAAGCAGUGGGGCUGUGAGAAUUCCCCUCCCCCCCCUGUAAAUUCUGCCACAGCAAGACACCUUCCCUAAAGCAAGACAGCGGAGGGGGGUGAACUGUGCACUUUUAAGACUGGUAAGGGGCUAUCCUGCUCUGAAGCAGGCAUCUCCGAGAAUAGUUGGAUGCAGAAGCUGUGGUGGUGAGGAAUUAGAGUAAUGGUCAGCAUCAGAGCUCCUGAGUUUUAUUCCUGCUUCUGCCUCACUGUAGGAUUGUCAGUAAGUCACUUAACUUCUGUACCUCCAUUCCUUUACCUGCAAAAUGAGAAGAACUGAUCUACCUCACAGGGGUGUUGAGGCUGCAUGGAUGAAUGUUUGAAGUGCUUGGAGCUCCUUGGCUGAAAUGUGCUAUGAUUAAAUGUUAUCCUUGCCCUUCACUGGAGCAUGAGGAAAUGGUCUUAGCUGGAACUGUGCUCAGAUUGCUGGAGCUAGUGCUGAAGGGGGAAGCUCAAAGGGUGGUUAGUUCAGUUUGCUGGACCCAACAGGUUGCUCUUGCUAGAUUUCAUUCUGUUGGUUAGCUGUGACUCCCAUGUUCAUUGCUAGUGCUAUCAGUUAUAUAGGGCCAGGCUUUCUACAGCCCAGUACUCUGUCCUGGCAAGAUUGUGACACUACCAAAGCCUGGUGCUAUUUCAGUGUGCCUACAGCUAUAGAUAUUGACUGGAUGUUAGACUAUAACAGGAGAGGUCACCCCUGCAGGGAGUGGUUAGCUUAAGCUUCCAGGUGGUAGUUGCUGGCAUUUUUGGUGGGAAGCGACCUGGUUGCAUCAUUCCACAAGAGAAGAAAUGUGCACCCACAGUGCUAACGUUAAGGGUAGCUUAGGUGUGGUUUGUUCACAUCUUAAUGGCAGUCCCAAUGUGUAGCCCUUAAACGGCCUUUGCUCCCAUUGUGGUGUCUAGGUCAGGCAGCACCACAGUGCCAUCAGUAUUAAAGAAUUCACUUUAGUUUUCCAAACCCAGAAUGAUCUGCUGUGAACACACAGGCUGCAGCAGCCAGGUGUGGUGAUAAACUUCCAUUUGUGGAGCUGAUCCUUGUUCUUUCACCUGCCUGUUGCUCAUUUCAAUCUUUUAACCAUGGAGACUCAGCCUGGGCUCCGUCCCUCUUCAGUUCCUUGUUCCAUGGGGGUGUGGUUCAUCUAUCACUUAUCAGAUUAAUAAUAUUUAUCAGAUUAAUCUAGGCUAAGAACCUUGGGACCCAGUGAGAAUUACAUAGCAUCAAACUCCACUCCAGUGGAAUAAUCCCCCCUUUGUUUGGCUUUAAGGAAAAGCUCCUAUUUUGAUGUAAUAUUUUAGGCAAUUCCUCUGUUGAGAAGGGAACACAGUGUUGUUGUAGAAUGAAGCUGUGCUCUUAACUUGAUUCAUUCUGGAGCCCCAAGAGUUAAAUAGCUUCAGAGGGGUAGCCAUGUUAGUCUGGAUCUGUAAAAGCAGCAAAGAGUCCUGGGGCACUUUAUAGAUUAACAGACAUAUCAGAGCAUGAGCUUUUACUACGUUGGAUGCAUGGAGUGGAGAGUUAAAUAGGCUCUGCAGGGGUGGGGAAGGAAAGCUGAGGAAAGAACUGAACCCCAGGAGGAACUAGCCUUAGGCAUAUAACCUGUAUUUAUGAACCACUGGUGAGUGAGACUUUUCUUCCAACACACCUGGCUGUGCUGGUUUGACUUGUCCACCAUGUGCUGCUCUAUCAAGAGCUAUAAAUCCAUUUAGCAGGGUGGCACGGGUGGGGCACCAGUGACAAAGAACCAUGCAGCAUGGUAUGUCAACAGCUAGGGUAUAUUCAUGGACUGGAAUGUUGUAACAUAAAGAGGAAUAAAUAAAGAGUCACUGCAGAAGACAA